GCUUUAAAUAUCAAGUCACGGUUUAUAAUACUGAAGUCAAAGCGAGACCAAAUUGUAGAGACCGAAGGUUGUGGCGAUAACCGAUCAAAAGGCUACGAUUUCGGACAAAAAAAAAAAAGAAAAAUCGACCUCCGACACUAUCUUUAACCGAUUGUAGAAUCAUCCUGGAUGAGUUCGCCGAUAGUGUACAAUGAAAAACCAGCAGUGUAGGUAAGCCGUUCCGCCAAGUUCGGCAUAUUGGUCCGCGAUAGUGUGGAGCCGGUAUAACUCUAAAUAAUAUACAGUAUUUGUUGAUUAUGGACCUUGGCGGGAGUCUUCUAGAAAAGUUAAAACAAUACGGUACUGGGCGGCGGAAGUUAGAUGAUAAAUUGUUCAGCGGUGAUCCGCCGCUUCCCAGACUCGGCGUUUACGACGAGGAUGAUGAAGACUUAUGCCACGAAGUUAUAACAUCUACAUGCAACAUCCCGGGAUGCGGUUUCUCAUCAGAAUCUCUGCUAACCUUCGAGAGCCACUACAACUCCUGCCAUCGGUACACUUGCAGUCAGUGCAAGAAGGUGAUGCCGUCCCCGCAUCUGCUUGACCUGCAUAUACAGGAGAGUCACGACUCGUUCUUUGCUGUUAUGGCCGAGAAGAAACCUUCGUAUUGCUGCUACAUCGAAGAUUGCAAGGAGAAAUUUAUGAACGCCGAAACGAGACUAACUCACUGUGUCGAAAUCCACAAAUUGCCAAAAGAUUUUAGAUUCGAACAAAAACCGAAAAACAAAAAACCGAAAAAGCACAAGAAAAAACAAGACUCCAUGGAGAUAGAUGGCGAAAGUGCAGACCCAAAGUUUAGGUUUACCAAUAGCAAACAGAAAUUCGCUUACACUGGCAGGAAAUUUACUAAAAAUGAGGAAAAUAAAUCAGUGUGUAAUGUUAAUGUUGAUGCGAUUAUGGCGGAUUUGAAGGAAAAUUUACCAGACUCUUAGCGGGCCAAAAGCUCACACCAAGGAAGAUAUAAUCUUGGCUAAUUGGGCCAUAAAACUAGGGGACGCGAGGAUCAGGGGCUGCUGAAAUGGUACAUUCAUAUGUUAUUAUUAGUGUAUGUGUAUUGUGUAUGCAUUCACAUUGUAUAUAUGUACCCUAAAUAUUUCAAAUAGACAGACAAACCACUAAAACAAAAUGCAACUAAAUAAAAAAAUGAUCUGCAGGCCUACCAAACCAUAUUUUACAGAAGGAUUCCAAUGCAACUCAGUUCAAUUUAGGUACCUAAAAUGAAUCGCAUUCAUACUAAAAAUUAAGUCGAUGGGACGAAUUUGUGAUGCCGUUCAGUUUAGGUCGUAAAGUGGAUCGCGUUAAGAGAUGAUGGUAAACCCCCUGAGACUAUAAAAUGUCUGGAUUAAAUACUUUCUUCAAACUCAACCAAUCAGAAAGUUAUUAGCUUGUGUAACAGGGGCCUUAAAGUUCCUUAUGCCGGCUCCACACUAUCGCGGCCUAGUUCGCUGAACUUCGGAUUCGGUAUACCUACAUCGCUGGUUUUUUGUUACGUUAAAAAACAGCACACAUACAAACUACACAAUGUUCAUGCAUUUUCAUCGGCAUCUGUCCCGAGUUCGGUGAUAGUGUGGAGCCGGCUUUAGAUAUUUACAGAAAUAAAUAAAAGAACAACUAGUUGUGUUAGAAUAACUGUUUUUUUUUUUUUACUUUGUGGAAUAAACGUACUUUUCCUAA
Plodia interpunctella (Indianmeal moth) is the source of this 1710-nucleotide messenger RNA. Its product is annotated as lethal (2) k10201. The transcript is spliced from 4 exons. The record is from RefSeq and is a predicted model, not a curated record. Bases 297 to 968 code for a protein of 223 amino acids. Lineage: Eukaryota; Metazoa; Arthropoda; Insecta; Lepidoptera; Pyralidae.